CCUCUCAGUACAUCAGCAGCAGCAGCAGUGUGUGUUCAGCAGCAUCAUCCUACGGACCCGCACCGCUCACUUACAGUCGAGGCUGACUUUUCUCCCGCAAAAACAAUUUCAACAAAUACAGAACAGAAAAAAAACGCACGCCAGAAACAGUAACCCACCAGCGGGAAACCAGCAGCCUCAGUCCUUUGAAUCGCCUGUUGGUUUCCGUCCUCGCAGGUUUUUGUGACCACUCCAGACAUCAGACCGGACUUCUCCCGUUGACUCUGCACUCUCGCAAGGCAAAAUGGGGAAACAGAACAGCAAGCUGACCCCUGAAGUGAUGGAAGACCUGGUGAAGAACACAGAGUUUAACGAACACGAGCUGAAGCAGUGGUACAAGGGUUUCCUGAAGGACUGUCCCACCGGCCGCCUCAACCUGGAGGAGUUCCAGCAGCUCUAUGUCAAGUUCUUCCCAUACGGCGACGCAUCCAAGUUUGCCCAGCACGCUUUCAGGACCUUUGACAAGAACAGCGACGGCACCAUCGACUUCAGAGAGUUCAUCUGCGCAUUGUCCAUCACAUCACGAGGCAGCUUCGAGCAGAAGCUCAACUGGGCCUUUAACAUGUACGACCUGGACGGAGACGGCAAGAUCACACGGGUGGAGAUGCUGGAGAUUAUCGAGGCGAUCUACAAGAUGGUUGGCACAGUGAUUAUGAUGAAAAUGAAUGAGGAUGGCCUGACGCCCGAGCAGAGGGUGGACAAGAUCUUCUCCAAGAUGGACAAGAACAACGACGACCAGAUAUCACUGGAGGAGUUCAAAGAAGCGGCCAAGAGCGACCCGUCCAUCGUACUACUGCUGCAGUGUGACCUCCAGAAAUAAACAGGAGGGCGAGCGGAGCACUCCACCAGCCGCCACGGACUGCACAGAAAGAAUUUCAUGUUCCAUUCAGUUUGCAGCUAUUUCCACUGAAAAAUAUAUAUACAUAUAUGCUUGGACUACCUUUCAAUGGAUCUGCUUCUUGUGUUUGAAACACUCGUGUGCAUGAGAAUGUUAUUUGCUAUAAAAAGAUCUACACACGACAUACGACAGUGUGCAGGUGCGCACCACAAACACACACACACACACACACACACACACACACACACACUACAUAUGAACACCUCGCACAAAUAAUAUAUAGAUAUAUAAAUAUGAAUAUAUAUUUAAAUUAUUUAAAGAUCAACUGCCAAAAUGUGAAGUGUGCAAAGUAUUUUCCAUACAGUUUCAUUCUACUGGAGCUUGCGCAUCAGUGAUGUGCUACGUUGAAUUUGCCGCUACUCUAUUUAUUGUUCCGAGUUUACCGAUGCUAGCUGUACGUGUUUCAUAAUACUGAGUAAUGUCGACUGAACCAAAUUCCUAUGAUAAUGUAUCUGCCUCCAAUAAGACACUCUAUCCAUCAUCUCAAAUAUUAGCUCUAGAAGAGAUGGAUUUGUCCAACUUUUUCCUUCCGAAACAUGCUUGUACUGUAAAAAAGAAAAAUCUAAAAAAUGUAAAUGUAGUUAAUUUGCAUGCCUUUAGGUUCUGCCUUAAAAAUCUCCUCAUUUUGCAUCCUGUAAUCGAAGACAGAAAGCCUUAUCAAAGCAGCGCGGUGUGGGAGAAACCGUGAGAAAAGAUUUUUACAGAAUAGGGAGCAAAAAAAAAAUCACAUCGCAGUAGGUCCUUCUAAAGUAUUGUCGUAUGGGAUGUAAUUUUUGUGAUCCGUUGAGGCGUUUUCUUUUGACUGCUUUAACUGUGGGAGCAUGUUUCCUUGUAGAUUAGCUGUAGUAUAUGUUGCUAAUAACUAAACCCCUGCCCCUGCACAUUUAAACACACAAUCUCAUUACAAGUAUGAUGUUGAAAAUGGAGGAAUCCAUCAUUUGGAAAGUAGAAAACAGCUAAAUUGAUAGAUUUGUGAAGCAAACUGAGCGGAGGCAAGUGAGAGCAAACAUUUACAUCGGGAUUCCUCGGAGAGUGAGUGAAGCUUCUCACAGCUGCACUUAAAAAUCAGAUGAGAAAUUAUUCAUCUAUAGUUGGACAGCAUUUUUUUAUCAAACUUAGUUGUCACCAUCACAUCUACUUUUUUUCCAAUUAGCCUGCAGGUUGCAUAUCAAUACGAUCAAUUCAGAGGUGUUUUUUUAGAGCGUUAAAGACGUGAAGAAAUAAGGCACGUGCAGCAUUUCUUGUUUGUCUUUUUCAGUGGAAGUAAAUGAGUGCUAAAGUAGUGAGAGGAGCAGUGAAUGGUUUUUCAUUAUAACUAGUAGAGGACAGCCGUUCCUGUAAAGCCAUGCGUUUCGUAGGUUGGACAAUUCGCCCUCCCUAACCCUCCCAAGUAUUUCUCUCUUACCAAUCAGUCAAUCUUUUUGUACUUUUUUACUCCCGUCUCUCACACAUUGUACACGUACUAAUGCAUUCGAAGCGUAGAGAAGUUCAGCCGUGUGUGGCGCCUCUUUCAGAUGAUUUGGAAAUCACCUGUGAGCCCACGUCAACAAGUUUACCUGGCCUUGUCUGAAAGCACCGCAGACACUUUUCCAACCUGCAUUGAUACUGACAGUGUUUUAAGAGCUAAAGGAGGCUAAAAGAGAUGUCAUAAUAAUAUACAGUAUUGCAAUAAAGACCUAGCAUACCAGUCCAUUGUCAUCUCUCAGCAGCGUGGCGUGUCCCCCGAUCACUUUGUGAUCUGAACUUCUUUACAUGAACAUCUUUGGCCAGACGAUGUUUCUAAUUCCAACUCUGUUAUUAAUAUUAUUGCUAUCAAGAUACCAAAUGUAAGCAAAGGCAAACGUGUACAAGGAUUCUUUUGUAGCAUGUAUUGUGUCCCUGACGACAUGGCUGCACUACUCCCUGUGUUGUGAUUUAAUCUAAUAAAAGGAACUCUA
Molecule: messenger RNA, 2874 nt
Organism: Plectropomus leopardus (leopard coralgrouper)
Lineage: Eukaryota; Metazoa; Chordata; Actinopteri; Perciformes; Serranidae
Gene: vsnl1a
Product: visinin-like 1a
Molecular function (GO): calcium ion binding
Source: RefSeq, a predicted model, not a curated record